CGGAAUCCUGCUCUUGCCCCUUGCAGCCAAGUACCCUUGCAGAGAGCAGUGUCCCUGGAACACCAACCAGGAAGAUCUCUGCCUCCGAAUUUGAUCGGCCGCUUAGACCCAUUGUUAUCAAAGAUUCUGAGGGGACUGUGAGCUUCCUCUCUCACACAAGAAGGAACAGAUGCCUCUAACCUCCCCACGGUUUGAUACUGAUGAAGGGGACUAGUGCUCGAGACUCUUGGAAUUAGUGAAAGAUAUUUCUAGUCACUUGGAUGUCACAGCCUUAUGUCACAAAAUUUUCUUGCAUAUCCAUGGACUCUUUCGUCUCCGCCGACCGCUACUCCUUAUUCCUCGUCAGUGAGGACAGCUCCAAUGACAAGUUUCUUAUCAGCCACCUCUUUGAUGUUGCAGGAGGUUCAACACUGGAAGAAGCUUCGAAUAACUGUAUCUGCUUAGAGUGGAACAAAGGCAUCGUGGGACACGUGACCGCUCUUGGCUUGCCCUUGAACAUCAAGGACGCCUAUGAGAAAAGAAAGAAGAAAAACUCAUUCCUCCUUUUUCCCUUUCACUACAACACUGCCUUCCCAGCUCAAGCACCAAAUAGUUUACAAGACCAGAAGCAUGGAUAUACUACAAAGACCUCGCUUCAUUUUAGAUUAUUUUAGGUAAUGGUAGUUACUGGCAUUGAUAGUAGGAUAAGGAAAAACAUAUAAUAGAUGCUUGUUGUCCAGUGAUGAUAAAGGGAUGUUCUACUGGUUGUCCUCCAAUUCAAGCGAGUGUUAAGAGGUUCACUACUAGAAAUCAGAAUAGGCACUGGCUGAAUGGUCAGAAUGUCAUGCUUUGUUGUUUGCAUGUAUGAAGUAAUGGCAUUAAUACUAAGAUUAGGAUAGCAAAGAUUUGGGCUAAAAUUCUGCCUAGUUUGUUAGGGCUUGAUCAUAGGACUGCAUAUGUGAAUAAGAAGUACCAUUCUGGCUUGAUGUGUGAAGGUGUGUUGAGAGGUUUGCCGGGGUGUAGCUAUCUGGGUCUCCUAGUAGGUCAGGUGAAAAUAGGACUAGUAUUUUUAACCCCAGAACUAGUAGCAAGGCACCCAAGAUGUCUUUAAAUGU
Odocoileus virginianus texanus is the source of this 1094-nucleotide messenger RNA. Lineage: Eukaryota; Metazoa; Chordata; Mammalia; Artiodactyla; Cervidae. The record is from RefSeq and is a predicted model, not a curated record.